Messenger RNA from Psilocybe cubensis, 573 nucleotides. RefSeq lists its product as uncharacterized. The record is from RefSeq and is a predicted model, not a curated record. Gene Ontology annotation, cellular component: GINS complex. Gene Ontology annotation, biological process: mitotic DNA replication initiation. Lineage: Eukaryota; Fungi; Basidiomycota; Agaricomycetes; Agaricales; Agrocybaceae. Bases 1 to 573 code for a protein of 190 amino acids. The transcript is spliced from 7 exons.
AUGGACUUUGAUUAUUUCUCGAUAGAGGCCAUCCUUGCCGAGAACCAGAAAAUACAAUGUACGUUUAAACAGGAAAUCCCAAAUAUGGGCCACCUUGGAGGCGGGACAGAACGCGAUAUCGCAGUGUCAAGCAAGAUGCAGAUCCCAAUAUGGCUGGCAUACACCAUUAUCUACUCAGACUGGGCUGACUUCAAUAUCCCAGCCCCUUUUAAUUCCAGAGUACGAAACGCAUUGAAAGCGGAAGCUUGCAGUGUGCGCCUAUCCAACCUCGUCGGCGCAGGUGGUCUGUGGUACGGCUUCGGGAAAACGAUCAUGGAUAUCCUUAGCGAAGAGCAAGCCAACGAGAUGUCCGACAUGCUAUCCAAAGCUUUCCGAGAUCGUCUUGUCGAAGUCAUCGACCAAGCCCAACAUUUCGCGGCACUUGGACAGGCAGGGUCUGGGUCGUCAGGAAAUUCGGCACAGGCCUUCAGAGAAGGGCUUGAUACAACGGAGAGAGAGCUCUUCUAUCUGGCGCAAGAAAGUGCGAAGCGAAUGAAACGUUGGUACGAGGAGAGCGACCGCUCGAGGCGGUAA